Cercopithifilaria johnstoni is the source of this 804-nucleotide messenger RNA. The record is from the annotation of a GenBank genome assembly. NCBI's taxonomy places the organism in Eukaryota, Metazoa, Nematoda, Chromadorea, Rhabditida, Onchocercidae.
AUGUUUGAAUACGACCGCUUGGCGUUGGAUAUCACUGAGCAAUUCGCGCAAAUUCGGUCUAAUGCAAUGACAAGUUCAUCAGCGCAAAUUUUCGUCCCUUUUAGGACCGUUAGUGGAUUGUGCUUUUCGCCUUCCGGUUCGGAUAUUCUUGAUUGCGGAACAGGUUCCGGAUACGGAAGUCCUGGAAUUGAUGAGACACCGCUAUCAAGCCCCGCAUCGCAAGUCUUUUCGUUGCCUAAUCAUGUUCAGCGUGCACUAUGUGGUCCAGUAUCCUGUGAUGAUUCCGAAAAUGUUGCAGCAUCGCUUGGUCCAACCGUUAUUUGUAAUGAGCACAACAGAAAGUCUCUAAGCUCGGAGAACGACGAAAAUUUGCCAUCACAAGCAGCACAGGAAGAUGGGUUCUCAUCGGAUGAAAUUGCUCAAUUCACACAAUUGCUCUGCUCACCAAAAAAAGCUCCUCCCUCUAAAUACCAAUGUCAUAUUUGUUAUCGCACUGGACAUUAUAUUUCCGACUGUCCAAUGCGUUUUAACAGUCCAUACGAGGAAUUGACCCCUUAUCAGGGUAGAAAGAAGUGCUACGGUGAGUUUCAGUGCCAGCAAUGUAAGAGGAAAUGGACGAGUCAGAAUUCUGUUGCUAAUGAGGCACAGAGCUGCAUUAAAUGUCACAUCUCAGUUUUCCCUCACAAACAGCUACCUGUCGAUAAAGCGGUAGCCAUGGGUUUGGUAAAAGCGCAACGCGUUAUUCCAACCAAACUGGGACCCAUUGGACACGGUCGGCCUCCAUUCAAUACAAAUCGGCAGUAA